Messenger RNA from Neltuma alba, 4078 nucleotides. RefSeq lists its product as uncharacterized. The transcript has 7 exons. The coding region runs from base 350 to 3706 and encodes 1118 amino acids. Gene Ontology annotation, biological process: protein transport. NCBI's taxonomy places the organism in Eukaryota, Viridiplantae, Streptophyta, Magnoliopsida, Fabales, Fabaceae. The record is from RefSeq and is a predicted model, not a curated record.
UUGGAGGAAGGAACUUUCCGAAGAGAGAGAAAGUCAGCUUCGGCUUCCGUCCCUCGUGGUUCCCAUGGCCAUGUGGGCCGCCUGGGUUUCUUCGCUUCUUUGAUCCGAAUUGCCACGAAGUUCCAAUAACUGUUGCUUAUUCUCUCUUUUCUUAACCUGUAAGACUAUAAGAUCCAAUUUUGUUGUUGUCUUCCUCCUCCUCAACAACUAAUUUCAUCAACCAAAAAGCCGUUUCUUUGACGUUUUCGCGGCUAGAAAGUACCCUUAUUCCAUAACUGCACAACUGCUCCGUAUCCAAUCCUUUUGAUUGAAGCAGAAUCAGAGUCUUCUCUCCGAUUACGUAGCAAAUAUGUUACAUCGAAGCUUUAAGCCCGCGAAAUGCAAAACAGCGUUAAAACUCGCGGUUUCAAGAAUAAAGCUUUUGAAGAAUAGAAGAGAAGCGCUGGUGAAGCAACACAAGAGGGAAUUAGCCCAAUUGCUCGAGUCUGGGCAGGACCAGACUGCUAGAAUCCGGGUUGAACAUGUUGUUAGGGAAGAGAAGACAAUGGCCGCAUAUGAUCUUAUAGAAAUAUACUGUGAGCUGAUUGCAGCUCGCUUGCCAAUGAUUGAAUCACAGAAAAACUGUCCCAUCGAUCUGAAGGAGGCAAUAUCAAGUGUAAUAUUUGCAUCACCACGAUGUUCAGAUAUACCUGAGCUCAUGGAUGUGCGAAAGCAUAUUACAGCUAAGUAUGGAAAAGAAUUCAUCUCAGCAGCUGUUGAAUUACGCCCUGACUGUGGUGUAAAUCGUCUGUUGGUCGAGAAACUGUCUGCCAAAGCACCUGAUGGUCCAACUAAGAUGAAAAUACUGACUGCAAUUGCAGAGGAACAUAAUAUAAAGUGGGAACCCAAGUCUUUCGGAGAAAGUGAUGUAAAGCUUUCUCAAGGUUCACAGGUUGGGACAAAUGCUUAUGAGAAGGGUAACUACGUGGAACCUCCUCAAGUUCAUGUUCCACUUGUUCGUGAUGAAAUGGGACCUCCUAAUUUACGUGGUUUCUCUGAAUAUGAAAAAAUGCAAAAUACGCCUACAAAUUUAGUUGAGGCCACAAAUGAUGCCGAGAAAAUGGUUGGUGGCGGUAAGUCAACAACAUCAGGGACCACUAGUCCAGGGAUUAGAUCUUCAGGAACUGGAAAUCAAGAAAUGGAUUCUGCAGCUUAUUAUGAAAACAGAAGGGGUGCCCCUACGGAUAAUAUAAAUUGGAACAUGGAAUUUAAAGAUGCUGCCUCUGCUGCGCAGGCAGCUGCAGAAUCUGCAGAGCGUGCAAGUAUGGCUGCUCGGGCUGCUGCAGAACUCUCAAACCGUGAUAGGAUCAAUAGGCAGUAUUCAGGUGGAUCACAGAGUUCUUCUGGAAGUGGUUUAAGACAUGAAGUUCCUCAAGAAUUUUUAUUUCAUGAUGACAAACAUCUUCCUACAGAACGUUCAGGCAUGACUGCUAGUGCAGCUCCAGAACAAUCAAACCAUGAAAAGACCAGCAGGCAGUAUUCAACUGGAUCACAUAUAUCACGCAAGAGUAAUGAAUUACCUUAUCCUCCUUUUCACGAUGAAAUUCAUAUUUCUACUGGUUCUGCUGAUAACAUCGUUCGCAGUAGUAGCUUGGCAAUGCAUAAUGAGGAAAUUAACAGAAAAGAACAGGAUAGACCAGUAAGAGCGCCUGAUGAAUAUUACAGGGAUAUUCAUGAGAAUGUGCUGAAACGUCCCCAGUCUACUUCCUUCACAUCUAGAGGUCCUUUUAAUGAUGAUAACCCGUUUGCUGUGGAUUCUAAAAUGGCAAAUUUAUAUCCUGAAAAUAGUUUGUUUAGGCAAGAAAGUAGUGACUACCUAUACGAAGUGAGCAUGGAAAAAGGGGCGAGUGGAACUGAAGUAGAUGUAGUCAGUGAACAGCAUGCUGAUAUGGAUACUGGAAUGAAGAACUAUGAUCUCUUUGGAGGUGGAAGGAUGGAUAGGCAAUCUAGAAAUGCUUCCCCUUCUGGUUCUCACUUUAGUAUGACAAGUGAUAAUCGUAAUGAUGUUUUCAAGUCGAAUGAUCCUAAGAUAAACAACAGUCCUGUGGGAGACCUUUCUGUUACUGAUGAAGGAAACAUUCAUAGCAUAUAUAUGGAAACGACUUCUCAUGAUGAUACGCCUGUUGUUUUUGAUGAUUCAGCAUCAGAGGAUGAUGAUUAUAAAUUUUUGGAUAAGACGCAUGUGGAAGAGGGAUCUGGUUCGUUCUUCUCAUCUCUUGAUAACAAAUCACAUGCAGAUCCAUUAGCUAAUACCAAUGCUUGGAGCCCUGGACAAGUCGUUGAGGGGAAAGAGACAGGCUUAAGUUCACAGUCACAUUUUUCUGAGGUUUCUGAAAGCUUGAGAAAGUCUGCCGUUUCUUCUGGGAAAGAAGACUUGCCACCUGUGACUUUUGAUGAUUCAGAUGGUCCAAGUUCAGAUAGUGAGGAGGAUAUGGUCAAGUCUAACGUUACCGAGAGUUACAAUCAUGGAAAUUCUUUCCCUGGUCGGAGUGCAAACCAUGAGGCCUUAGAGUCCUCAUCAUUGUAUGAUAAAAAUGUUGAUUCUGACAGAAAGCUUGGACUAUCUUCAUCUUUAGCUGAUUUAGAUACAGUGGAAGAGAAUUUUAAGGGAAAGAUAGACAUCACUAGUGUGCCAGGAAAGAAUUACAGUUAUGAUGAACUGCCAACCAACAGGCCAUCUUCUGAAGUAAGUUCUUCGUUGAGUUCAAAUUUCAAGACAAGCGUCCUCUCAUCAAAGUCACCUCAUACUUCAGACGAAUCUCUUAUAGAAGAAAGUGGUAAGGAAUUAAACUACGGAUCACUGAAGGGUGGGUUUCGCAAUAAAGGUAUCAGGCGGCCACCAUAUCUUAAAAGCUCAAAUAAGGGUUCUUCAUCCUUGGAGGACAUUCCAGUGCAGGAUGAAGGAUCUUUUCCUUCUCGGAGGACGUCAGUGAACUCCGAUGCUCAUCGGGAUGCAUAUAAGAGUAAGGUGAGUAGUGGAAGGAGAAGUAUGGUGAGAGAACAGAAAACAUUGGAUUCUGAUAGUUUCAACCCUGAUCCGAAGUCGCAUGAAGACAGGACUGAUACUCAAGACCCUCACAUUCAAAAGCCAGAGGAAAGUGAAGCAAGGAAGAAAUCAAGAUCCAAGGUCUCGUAUACUUACUUUGAUUCUGAUAGUAGUUAUUCUGAGGAUGAAGUUCCCAGACAAAAUUCAGACAGUCGUGCACGCCCUGCUAGUGGAUUUCCUAGAAGGACAGCAACUUCUUCAAAAUCUGGUGCAAGUUCAACCUCCAAGGAGGCUCCUUCAGCGUCUGGCUCAGGACUCGUAUGGAAAUCUUCAAGAGCUUAUAACGACAGUGAAAAACAGAAAAUGGCCUCUUCCAGGAUGGUGACCUCUGAUAAUGUGGCAAACCCUGAGCAUGGAUCAGCAGAAAAAGCAGCAUUUAAACCAAUCCCAGAUUCUCGCAAGUCCUUAGAUGAAGUUACAAGGCCAUCUGCGAAGGUGCAACCUUCCCAUCCUUUACCUAGAACGGUGACACCAGAUAACGCAGAGGCUUCAGGUUCUCCAAGUACUGAUAGAGAUGCUCCCUCUAAUGAUAAGGCGGCGGCUAGUCACGUUCAUCCUAAGCUGCCCGACUAUGAUUCCUUCGCUGCACACUUCCUAUCUCUUAAGAAGGGUCGUCAAUGAAUUUGAAUUGAUUGCAUGCAGCACUAUUAGGGCUCUGCCAUAAUAGUUGGUUCCUUUUCUACAUGUAAAUCUGUGGAAUAAGAUUCGAGUUACGUUAGGAACAUAGUGAUUCAUACAUUUUUCUUGUAUAAAUUGAGAUCAUGCAUUUGUUUCGCUACACCAUUUUGGCGCAUAUCCAAUAAAUUGAGCAGUACCAGAUGUAUAUGUGAUUGUGUUAGAACCUUCAUUAGAAUUCAGAAACCUUGUGAGUAAGAUUUGUGUCAUGGGCAUAUAGUCCUGGGAUCUUUAUUUAUCUAUUUCUUUGGCUUUUGCACCGGUUGUAUUGUCGCUUGUAUUCAUGGAGUUGGAGUGAGUUGAGCUGGGUUGUCUGAA